Messenger RNA from Clunio marinus, 273 nucleotides. NCBI's taxonomy places the organism in Eukaryota, Metazoa, Arthropoda, Insecta, Diptera, Chironomidae. The record is from the annotation of a GenBank genome assembly.
AUGGUUUACGUGAAGACAUCAGACAUUCCUAAGAAAGCCCCUUGCGAUCCCUUAGAGGGAUUCCCAAAAGAACAACAAACAACAAGUGAAUACAAUUAUCAAUUACAUCCUUUUUUAUGGGACGAAAUUAGGUCUUUGGGUCAUGGGAUCAUUUCUUUUCUAAAUGUGGGAAAAAGGAAAAAAAUGAACAUGAAUGGCGUGCAAAGUAAAGCGACAGUUUUGAAUUGCUUCACAACAACAUCUUUGUGUAUUGAGAAAAUUAAUCCUGAUUGA